AUGCAAAUACCGCCCGAUCCCGCCGCUGCCUCCGCCACACCGCUCAACCACUACCCGGAACCAGGAGCUAUGGCGCUUGCGUCUGGGCCGGAAUCAGGAGCUCUAGCGGCUGACAUCGCCAUCCCGCAGGCAGGCAGCGGCGAGUCGGAUCUGAGCAGAGCGGACAAUCCCGAGGGGAUCCCGCGACUCGAGGGCAGGGAAUCAACGCGACUUCCAGUCGAUGCGUCUCAACACAUCUGCUGGACCUCAGGCUCUCAGGUUCUACUACUCCUGCCCCCCGCUGCUCUUGGCCCCCGCUGCUCCCUCCCAACGCCGCUCCUCCCCCCCCCUGCAAGAAACAGCGAGGGCGAGGCAGGCAGCCACACCACACCAGGAGGAGCAGCAACCGCAGCAGUCCCCUCAGAAGCCGCAGCAGCCCCAGCAGCAGCAGCGGCAGCUGGAAGGGGAGUGGUGGUGGGUGGCAGGGGAUGCAGUGGGUGCGUGCAGGGGGUGGAGUGCAGCAUACACGUGUGGGUCAUGCCGCCUGCUUAUUGGGUCUCGCCCUUGGCGACCAAUCGGAGUGACGCGGACAGCAACGGCAACAACCGCGACACCGCCAGCAGCAGCAACAACAGCAGCAGCAACGAUGAGAGCAGUUGGUUGAAGGACGACCUGACUCUCACUCUGAAGGGCCCGGCGUUGGGAAGUGGGGACGUGCAGUGCACCGACCCCCCUUCCUGCUCGCACUUCCUCAUCUCCUACCGCCUCUGGGACGUGGGAGAUUAUAGUGCCACUCUCUCUGUGGGUUGUUCAAACCUCAACUUCUCUCCCGACUUUGCCGCCUAUUUCAACUCCACCUUCCGCCAUGACCUUGCCACGUGGAGUCUCUCUAUUGGCUGGCCUGAGCAAUCAGCUUCUGGGGGCGUUUUUGCAUCUGCAGGCACUGAUGGUGCUGCUGGUAACGGUGCUGCUGACAUGGGCGCUGGGGGAUCCGAUGCUGCAACAUCAGCUACAGCCGCCUCAAGUACCACCUCCCCCAGCAGCCUAGCCACGCCCUGCACACCUGGAUCCAUCCCCGGUCGCUGGAAGAAGGACAGCAGUGGCAAUUACACCUGGACGUUCUUUCCCUGUGCGCCGCCAUUGUCGCCUCCCAGCCGUUGGAUCUCGGAUCUACGGCGCAAGGGCAUAGAGGAGAUCAACAUAGUGGGGAACUCGCACCAGAGGGGGCUGGCCAACCACCUGCACUUCCUGCUCUCGGGGAGCACGGGGAACACAAGGCCCGAUCCCCGCUUCAACUACACCUUCCGCUCCAGCAAUGAAAAAGGGGAGACGUUCAGAAUCAACUUCUAUUGGGUUGAUGGGAUCUACCGCAACGGGGAGUUUCACUGCGGUGACAGAGGCAUAACCAGCAACCGCCCCAACACAUUCCCAGACAUCCUCUCUCGCACUGCUGACGUCACCAUUAUGAACGCCGGCUCCUGGACAGAUAGGUAUUGCGGAGAGCCAAUCAAAGCCUUUCGAGCCCACCUCCCUGAGUUCCUCAACUGGGGGCUGCAGUUCGCCGCCCAAAAUGGCAAGCCGCUGGUGCUGCGGACGGCAACGCCCCUCCCGAAUGCAGGCCACCACUGCGCGCAUUAUACCAGCGCAUCUGUCGGCCCGUCCACCAACCUGGGCCUCAUGACUCUCAAUCGAAUCAUGCGCAACGUGGCUGCUGGAAAGGGUUCUGGGGACAGUGACGGAAAGAAUUCCCAAUCCCAGCUGUCGGUGCCGUCAGUGCCGGUUUUUGACGGGUGGAUGAUUGAAAUGCCUCGGUAUCUGGACAAUUGCCCCUAUGGAAACCGGCAUUACUCGUGCUUUUAUGCACCGCACUUCUGGAGUAGACAACCGAAUGCGGCUGGAGGGGUGGUAGGGGAGGCUGUAGUUCGUGGACUCAUACAUUUCAUGCUCCAUGAGUUGUGA
Messenger RNA from Closterium sp. NIES-65, 1938 nucleotides. Lineage: Eukaryota; Viridiplantae; Streptophyta; Zygnematophyceae; Desmidiales; Closteriaceae. The record is from the annotation of a GenBank genome assembly.